ACCACGAGACUCCAGUAUGCCAGAUUGCUGGCUGGGAAGGAAUCGUCUUUCGUGUGUCGCAGUUACCGAUAAAACUGUGUGAGUUUUACACGUUGUUGAUUUUUCUAUCCGCUGUGUUUAUUCUAUGAAUAUUCAUUGGAGGAUUUGGCCUAACUUACUGGUGUCUGGGACGCCAAUUGAAAAUGGAAGAUGCACAGCACGCAGUGGGUUAGCUUCAUUACUGCUGUGGUUAUCGCAUCCUGGUAUGGGUUCGCAUCAGUUACAGCAUUUAGUUGCAGCUUCGGGAGGGAACCGAACCCCAAGGAGAACGGCAUUCUACGAUGGGUCAUGCCGUUAAAUCACCGCCUUCGAUGCCAGUGUACCAGCAUCUACCCUGGGGGCAUGAACACGUAUACACCCGAGAGAGGGUUUGAUCCGUUUUACACAGAUCACCCUCUCUUCACAGACCUAAAGAUAGAAAUUGACAACUACUUCGAGUGUGAAAAUUGUUCACUGACGUGUGCACACGGCGGUAGAUUCAUAGACGAUCCAUGCCAUUGUUCGUGUGCUCAAAACUGGGCCGGCAAAACAUGUACUGAGUGUGCCUUGACUACCCAAGACUGUGCCAAUGACGGUUCGCUCAAUUACGCAACCUGCACGUGUGAUUGCCCAUGGUAUUGGAAGGGAAACACCUGUACUGAGUGUGCAUUACAAACCAAUGAUUGUGCGCAUGACGGCUCGCUCAAUGACGCAGCCUGCACGUGUGAUUGCCCAAGGAACUGGAAAGGAAUCACAUGUACUGAGUGUGCAUUGACUGGCUGUGAGAAUAACGGUACUCUCGAUGCAGCAACCUGUACGUGUACAUGCCUGAAACAGUGGAUGGGAAUUACCUGUACUGAGACCAGACACUACGAUUGCCAAGACUAUUUUAAGGCUAACUCUGACAGUACGACUGGUGUUUACACUAUUUACACAUCGAAGUAUCCACAAGGCCUUGACGUAUACUGCGACAUGAAUUGGUGGUCAGGAUCAAUUGUUAUCCAGAGGCGUUCAAGUGGUGACUUGAAGUUCACCCGCGGAUGGGAUGAGUACAGGGAUGGAUUUGGUGACCUGAGCAGUACAGGAGGACAUUGGCUGGGAAAUGAGAAGGUCCGCAAGUUAACUGAGGAUCAAAACACCAAGUGGGAGAUUCAAGUCAAGGUUUGGGAUUCCGGAACGCAUCAGUGGAGUGAUAUAAUUAGUAAUUUUCGCCUCUCGGGUGAAAAUUACACCCUUCAUGUUGACGGUUCAGUGGACUGCGGAAACGGUGGUGUAUUUUUCUCUGCACAUGGCAAGCCAUUCUCAACACACGACAGAGACAACGAUGGCGACGAUAGGAAGAACUGUGCCGAGGAGUCGAAUGGAGGCUGGUGGUUUGAUGGUUGUGAUGCUGGAUCGAACGGAGGAGAGAUUAAUCUUAAUGCCGAGUAUAUAUCUGAUGGUAUUUCAAUCGCACCCUGUGAGCCACUUUACUAUAGAAAUACCAGGCUUAAAAUCAAACGCAUGUCAGGAGAAACUCAAACAUUCACACCCUAAAGCAAACCCCAAAUUGCCAUAGAAUCCUGAUUUUAAACUUGCUAUUCCAUGCGCUUUUCUGUUAGGGCCAACCCAUCGGAAAUAUAGAAUACUCCGCAAAAAAAAACAAAAAAAAAACAACAGUCGCAUCGGAAUCAAAACAGCACUGUGAAGUAUUUUUAGACUUCUAUCAAUGUAUUGUAAUUGUUUGCAUGAUCGAAAACGAAUCUCGUAGGUAACAGAUGCGUCUGGAUUUGUAGAAAAUUUACAAAUCAUCAGAAGAAGUGUUGUGUUGUAUGAUGAUUAGCUAAUUGUUGUCAAGUAUAGUAUGUUCUUGUAAAAAUGAAUACAAUAAUUAUUAUUAGAGCCAAAGGCUUCUAUGGA
Asterias rubens (European starfish) is the source of this 1917-nucleotide messenger RNA. RefSeq names its product fibroleukin-like. Lineage: Eukaryota; Metazoa; Echinodermata; Asteroidea; Forcipulatida; Asteriidae. The coding region runs from base 190 to 1554 and encodes 454 amino acids. The record is from RefSeq and is a predicted model, not a curated record. The transcript is spliced from 9 exons.